CGCCUGCCUCCGAAGGGAAAUUCCAGCGUCGCCAGGCUCCGCAUUCCACGGGUCUAGCUAGCUCUAGAUGCUAUUUAUGGCGGCAUGCCCAGGCGCCCUUUGUCCUGCAAGUCAUGGCUUCGGUGGCUGUUGCUUCUAAUAUUAUCUUCAAUGCCUGGGUCUUCAAUGCCUGGGUCUUCAAUGCCUGGGUCUUCAAUGCCUGGGCCGUCGCGCCCUAGAAGGACAGGGAGGUAUGCAGUGCGACGCCGCAGCUGUCACCCGCUAGUGACUUGUGACCUGGUGCGCAGGGUUGAUUCAGAAGGGGCCCUGGAACCAGGUCGACGAGGAUAUCGAUUUAGACGUUCGAUUAUCGUGGGUCGUCGAAGCUAGUCUGAACAUGGCCGUGGGCAACAUUCGCAUGGCAUCCGUACUACGUACAUGGAAUCGAUGUAGCUAAAUCUAUGCCCAAGAUUGAGUUCCAAAGAUAGAACACAUCAUGUAACACUUCAUAAACACAUGCACCAGGACA
Lasiosphaeria miniovina is the source of this 508-nucleotide messenger RNA. RefSeq lists its product as uncharacterized. Lineage: Eukaryota; Fungi; Ascomycota; Sordariomycetes; Sordariales; Lasiosphaeriaceae. Bases 85 to 369 code for a protein of 94 amino acids. The transcript has a single exon. The record is from RefSeq and is a predicted model, not a curated record.